Messenger RNA from Diabrotica virgifera virgifera (western corn rootworm), 4350 nucleotides. Its product is annotated as fatty acid hydroxylase domain-containing protein 2. Bases 273 to 1406 code for a protein of 377 amino acids. NCBI's taxonomy places the organism in Eukaryota, Metazoa, Arthropoda, Insecta, Coleoptera, Chrysomelidae. Gene Ontology annotation, biological process: sterol biosynthetic process. Gene Ontology annotation, molecular function: iron ion binding; C-4 methylsterol oxidase activity. The transcript has 6 exons. The record is from RefSeq and is a predicted model, not a curated record.
GUACGUGUAUAUCAGUCAAUUUUCUCAUUUACCGUUACAUUAUCUUCGGCAUUGAGAACAACCAAAGUUCUUUACAACUACAUACAACAAUAUGCAACCACAACCAGCUGUCUCGCGUUGUUUAUAUUUUUAUUCCAGUCGGUUCGUAAGUUCGUAUCAACUCGAUUGACAAUACUUAAACAAUAUUCGCGUAUCGGGGAUUUUAAAUUGCGCGUAUAGAUAAUAAACGAAAACAAAACAGUUGUGUAGUUCUUUAGUGAAAGUUCACAAAAAUGCAUAAGAAAACCACACACCAUAGACGGAAGAAAAAUUACAAAGGAAAACGGUAUAAGAUGCAGGGAGAUUACGAUGACGAAUCGUCCUCUUCGGGGGGCGAGCUGACCCCCACAAGAAAAAACAACACAAACCAUCACCAGAUAGUUCAGAGCAAUCCGUCAAUCUUAUCAUCUCUGAGAAGUGUUCUCAUUGUCCUGAGUACAGCUCUAGUGUGCUUCGCAGCAGCUAGAAACUCCAUCACAUGGCAUUGUCAGAGAUUCUGGGGCGCUUCCGGAGACUUCUGGCAGGCCCAAUGGGACAAGUUUCUUGAUUUGGUAGGUGAAGAUCCCUUCAAUUUGUGGGUGUUUUACUCGAUGUGUAUCACAUUCGGCGUCUAUUGGUUAUUUGGGGGCAUAUACACUUUCAUGGACGUUACCAAUAUGCCUGGAGUGAUAAGAAAAUAUAAAAUUCAACCGGGUACGAAUGAGCCAGUUGAUGACAAGAGGUUGAGGCAUGUUAUAUAUUCCGUCUUGUUUAACCAAUCAGUUGUUGGUAUACCUAUAUCCUUUUUGAUGUACUGGGCAAUGAAAUGGAGGGGAUAUCCACCCCUACGCGAACUACCCACCUUCCACUGGGUAUUAUUUGAAUUGGCAGUACACAUCUUAACAGAAGAAGUAGGAUUUUAUUAUUCCCAUAGAUUACUUCACAGCAAAUAUCUUUACAAGUAUAUCCACAAGCAACACCACGAAUGGACAGCACCCAUAGCAGUCACAGCCAUCUAUUGCCACCCAAUUGAACACAUAUUCUCCAACCUUAUCCCGCCCUUCUUAGGAGUUUUCCUGAUGGGAUCGCAUGUAGCUACGGCUUGGUUGUGGUUCACGUUGGCCAUACUGUCUACCUUAAAUGCUCAUUCUGGUUAUCAUUUGCCAUUUUUCCCAUCACCAGAAGCACACGAUUUCCACCACUUGAAAUUUAACAACUGCUUUGGCGUCUUGGGUGUCCUGGACAGACUUCACGGCACUGAUAGCAGCUUCCGUCAAUCUAGAGCUUACAUCCGACACAUCAUGAUGCUGAGCUUCAUACCGCCCAGAGAAGCAUUCCCUGAGGCGGACACCUGCAAACACAAACUUGGGAAACAACGUGCAGUAUAAACCUACAUUAGGCUAUUUAUCAGAGGGUAGGUUUUUCAGUUUUUGGAAACAAAUAAUUUAAUAUUUAGGAUAGUAUUAGAAGUUGUUACCUUGGUGCUAAAAUGUGAGUAUGGCAGGUGAUUUAAUAUAGUGUAGUAUUUAAAUAAAACAAUUGUUUAUAAGAUAUUAUUUUUAUGGAUGAGAGAUAAAAUUUAUUAGUAUAGGAAAAUAUUUUUAUAUUUUGUUAAAGGCGUUAAAAAUUUUACAUAAAUUAAUAUAUCUACGGCUAAUCGAUUUGACGUAAACUGUUGCGAUCGUCAUCGUAUCUGUCAUCAUCAACAUCUCUAGCUCGACAAUCCUUUGUAUAUCCUGACCUUCUCUAAGAUUUGUCACCAUUCUCUUCGGUUCCUUCUCAUUAUGUACAUCCUUAAGUCGAUCUUAGAAGAAAAUGACAAAAUUAAGCUGGAUCAGGAAGAAGUCGAAGAAGCAGAAAAAUGCACAUAUCUAGGAGCAGUUAUACAGAUGGUGGGACAAAAACAGUCGUUCAAAACAGAAUAAUUAAACCUCAAUGGACCUUUAACUCACUAUCUAAAAUUUGGAGUUCCAGCGAGAUAACAAGAAACACGAAAAUUAGAGUUUUUAACAGCUGCGUAUUACUAUACGCUGCUGAAACAUACAAAAACGAUAAACAAGAUAUAAGUAAGGUACGUCUUUAAAGCUAUAAUGAGAAGGAAAUGGAAAUGGAUUGGUCACACGCUUAGGAAAGGUUCAAACAAUGUAACGAAACAAGAACUUGAGUACGAGCCAUUGGGUACACGAAGAAAGGGGAGGUCAGGCAAUACUUGGAAGAGGAGUGUAAGGAAUGAACACGAAUCAAUAGGACUAAGCUGGAGAGAAGUAAAAAAUAAAGUUAAAAAUAGAAGGGAAUGUAAGAUAUUAACAAACGAAAUAAUAAAUAAAAAACCUGACGAAAUGCCUAAAUAGCAAAUUGCGACGUAAGGAGUGCGUUGAUCUAGCCAAACAAGCACUAUCAUCUAUACCGACUAAGAAACGCGCAGAGCGCCCUUUGAUCCACUUAGGAGCUACAGGACACAGAGAAGUCGAUCUUAACUCCAUUUAACACCUUAUUCGCGGUCGGCCUCUGCUUCUUCUUCUUACGUUUUCUUGUGGUUAGUUUUCUAGCAGUCGUGUUGUUUGGCAUUGGUAUUAUCCCACACAACAAUAAUGCUAGAACUUGCUUGGAACAUUCCUAAAAGUAUAUUCUUCCCAUAUACUAAAAAUAUGUGCGGUAGUAUAUAAAUAGUAGCUAAGUAUAUAAAUAGAAGGUUUAUAGCACUUCCUUGGAAUAUUCUAAAAAGUAUAUUUUUGGUAUAUACUACAAAGAAGUGCGUUAGUACAUUCUAAGUAUAUAGAUAGAACGUUUAAGUACUGUAAUGUAGUACAUACUUAGCAUCUGCUCUGCACAUUCGUAAUGGUAAUUACGCAUAUUCUGAGCAUAUACUUUUUCUGAAAAGUAUGUUCUAUGGAUCUACUAAGAACAUGAAAUUGUUAUGUGGGAUGUGUCCAGUCCAUCUGAAUCGCUAUGUUUUAAUGAAUGUUACGAUAUGUGGCGCAUUAAAGAGUUAGUAUAAUUCAAAGUUAUUUCUUUUGCGCCACUUUUGGAAAUAGUGACAAUGUUUUGCGAAGUAUUUUGCGCAUGAAUAUUCCCAAAAGUUUUUCAUUCUUCUGAAUUAGGGUCCAUGUUUCUGCUGCAAGCAGAGAUACAACUGUUCCUAUUAUAUUAUAUCAUAAUAUAUUUUUGUUCUGCUGCAAAGCUGACAUUUCUUUGUCACACACAGCAUAUUACAUAUUGCAGCAUUUAUUCUUUCCUACAUUUUAUCUAGUGGAAUAUUAAGUACCCCUAAUUAUUUUCCUCUCUAUGUUUAAAAGCAUUUUACGUUAUUUUUAAAACCAUUUGUCGAGUUUGACUAGUUAAAAUAUUGUUUUUCAAUUUACUUUUAAACUCGAUCACUACCUAAAUCCGGUACUGCACUUCAUUGAAAAUAAACUUAAUGACAUGACGUCACAAUUGACGAGCUCUAUGCAAUGUUUGCCCGUUAGCGACAUCUAUCUUUGAUGCUCGAAAUUACAAAAUUUAAAAACUUCCUAAAAUCGUUUAUAAAAGGUAUAUUUUAUUAAAUAUCCCUUAAAGGGCUACAGCACAGAACGUUUUCGAACUAAAAAAUUAAUCAUCAGUGCUGUUUACAGGUUUUGACACUGAUGAUGAACUUUUUAGUUCGAAAACGUUGUGAUGUAGGAUGUAGCCCUUUAAGGGGUUUUAAAUGAAAUAUGUAUUCUAUAAAGCAGCGGUUCUCAAUCUUUUUGAGUCAGGUACCACCAAAUACUUUUUAUUAUUUUUGGUACCACCUAACUAAAAUACCUAUCUAGCUAGGUGAUCUAAUUACCUAUAAUUGUGCCAAUAGUGGUGCUGAUAUUUUGACUGUUUUGAGUUUUCUGUACUACCUCAAAUAAUGAAAUGUACACCAGUGGUACAUGUACCACAGAUUGAGAACCACGGCUAUAAAGGAUUUUAGUAAUUUUUAUUUUCCUUGUGAAUUUUAAAAAACUGUCUAUUAAAAUUUGCCAACAAUCCCAAAUUGCAGUGACAACUAAAACUAUUACCUAUUAGGAUCAAUUACUUAAAACAUAUUUUUACAUGUAAUUUGUCGAUUCGAUAUAUAUUAUAAUAUAAUAAUUUAUGUAAGUUUUUACUGCUUAUGUACAGUAUUACUAUAUCAUUUAAAUUCUAUUGUAGUUAGAAUGUAGAUCUUUUUGAAAAAACCUACCCUUCUAAAUCAUAACUUUCACCGAAAGUGUAAGUUUUUCAAAUAUUUUGGUGAUUUUAUAUUAAAUAAUAAAGAAUGUGUUGUUAUUAAGAGAUGUGUAACGAUGGUUUGAGAAUAAAAUGAGACUGAUCUAAAAAUGA